AUGGAGGGAGACAUUGAGGUACAAAACAGCCUCAACAAUCAAAAUUUGGCCUUCAGUGUUCCCAGCCUGCCUCCCCAACUCCUUCCUGCAAGUGGAGACCCCGAUUCUGCUUCUUCUUGGCACAGUGCUCCCUCGUUAAACCCCAAGAAAAGGAUCAUUUCACAGCUGGCUGAGGCUGAGGCGGCAGUUGCGGAGUCAUCGGCCCCACUUUUAUCUGGAAUUGCAAACAAGGUUGAGGAGAAGGAAGAGAAGGGUGAUGAUAAUAGCGCACUUCUUGAGGCACCCGUGGCCGAAACGCCAACCACUGCUGCUGAUCCUGCUCGAUCUCCUCCAAAAACCACGAAUGGUGCUCACGCGUGGAUUCCUAUGACUGCUCCUGCUGAAGCUACGCCUUCUGGCCCGCAUCCAACGCCCACAUCACAGUUGCCUCCCAAGAAGGCUACUGUGAAACGACAGGUAGAGGAAUUGCGGAAGCAGGAGAUUGGAAAAGUUCGCAUGUCGUUGUCCGAGUACAGGCGACGUCGCGGUCUCAGUGUAACUGAGGUGAAAGAGCCUCCCAGCGCCUCCCAGGCACCGCCUGCCUCAGAAGUAAAGUCGACUACUCCUACACUCUCCAACGCACCACCAGUCGUGCUGGAUAACCUACCGCCUGAUUUU
Dibothriocephalus latus is the source of this 657-nucleotide messenger RNA. The record is from the annotation of a GenBank genome assembly. Lineage: Eukaryota; Metazoa; Platyhelminthes; Cestoda; Diphyllobothriidea; Diphyllobothriidae.